This is a messenger RNA of Peromyscus eremicus (cactus mouse), 3886 nucleotides long. It is a transcript of the gene Usp32, whose product is annotated as ubiquitin specific peptidase 32. Gene Ontology annotation, molecular function: calcium ion binding; cysteine-type deubiquitinase activity. Gene Ontology annotation, cellular component: Golgi apparatus. The record is from RefSeq and is a predicted model, not a curated record. The coding region runs from base 47 to 3886 and encodes 1279 amino acids. Lineage: Eukaryota; Metazoa; Chordata; Mammalia; Rodentia; Cricetidae. Gene Ontology annotation, biological process: protein deubiquitination. The transcript has 31 exons.
GGGGCGAGACCAGGCUCCGACCCCCGGCCGAGGGGAUGAAGGGAGCAUGGGCGCCAAGGAGUCACGGAUCGGAUUCCUCAGCUACGAGGAGGCGCUGAGGAGAGUUACAGAUGUAGAGCUGAAACGACUCAAAGAUGCCUUCAAGAGGACCUGUGGACUCUCAUAUUACAUGAGUCAGCACUGCUUCAUCAGGGAAGUGCUCGGGGAUGGAGUGCCUCCUAAAGUUGCUGAGGUGAUUUACUGUUCUUUUGGUGGAACAUCCAAAGGGCUGCACUUCAAUAACUUAAUAGUUGGACUCGUGCUCCUUACGAGAGGCAAAGAUGAAGAGAAAGCAAAAUAUAUUUUUAGUCUUUUUUCAAGUGAAUCUGGGAGCUAUGUUGUACGGGAAGAAAUGGAAAGAAUGCUCCAUGUGGUGGAUGGCAAAGUCCCAGAUACACUCAGGAAGUGUUUCUCGGAGGGUGAAAAGGUGAACUAUGAAAAAUUUAGAACUUGGCUUCUUCUAAACAAAGAUGCUUUUACCUUCUCUCGCUGGCUGCUGUCUGGGGGUGUGUAUGUGACCCUCACUGAUGACAGUGACACUCCUACUUUCUACCAAACUCUGGCUGGAGUCACACACUUGGAGGAAUCAGACAUCAUUGAUCUGGAGAAACGCUAUUGGCUACUGAAGGCUCAAUCCCGUACUGGACGUUUUGAUUUGGAAACCUUUGGCCCAUUGGUUUCACCACCUAUUCGCCCUUCUCUGAGUGAAGGUUUAUUUAAUGCUUUUGAUGAAAAUCGUGACAAUCACAUAGACUUCAAGGAGAUAUCCUGUGGGUUAUCAGCCUGCUGCAGGGGCCCCCUAGCUGAAAGACAAAAAUUUUGCUUCAAGGUGUUUGAUGUUGACCGUGAUGGAGUUCUCUCCAGGGUUGAACUGAAAGACAUGGUAGUUGCACUUUUGGAGGUCUGGAAAGAUAACCGCACUGACGAUAUUCCUGAAUUACAUAUGGCUCUGUCGGACAUUGUAGAAGACAUAUUGAAUGCACAUGAUACCACAAAGAUGGGCCAUCUUACUCUGGAAGACUAUCAGAUCUGGAGUGUGAAAAAUGUUCUCGCCAAUGAAUUUUUGAAUCUCCUCUUCCAGGUAUGUCACAUAGUUCUGGGGUUAAGACCAGCUACUCCAGAAGAAGAAGGACAAAUUAUUAGAGGAUGGUUAGAACGAGAAAGCAGGUAUGGUCUGCAGCCAGGACACAAUUGGUUUAUCAUCUCCAUGCAGUGGUGGCAACAGUGGAAAGAAUAUGUCAAAUACGAUGCCAACCCGGUUGUGAUUGAGCCAUCAUCUUUUCUAAAUGGGGGAAAGUUUUCGUUUGGAGCAGCAGCACAUCCUAUGGAGCAGGGAGAAGAUAGAAUCAGUAACAACCUCAGUUAUGUGAAUACCACAGAAGAGAAAUACUCAGACAACAUUUCUUCUGCAUCUGAAGCCUCAGAGUCUACUGGCAGUGGCUUUCUAUAUUCUGGCACACCAGGAGCAGAUAUGUGCUUUGCAAGGCAACAUAAUACUUCUGACAAUAACAACCAGUGUUUGCUAGGAGCCAAUGGGAAUAUCCUUUUGCACCUUAAUCCUCAGAAGCCAGGAGCUAUUGAUAACCAGCCACUAGUAACUCAAGAACCAGUAAAGGCUACAUCUUUAACACUAGAAGGAGGACGAUUAAAGCGAACUCCACAGCUAAUCCAUGGAAGAGAUUAUGAAAUGGUCCCAGAACCUGUAUGGAGAGCACUUUACCAUUGGUAUGGAGCAAACCUGGCCCUCCCUCGACCAGUAAUCAAGAAUAGCAAGACGGACAUCCCAGAACUAGAAUUAUUUCCUCGCUAUCUUCUUUUCCUUCGACAGCAGCCUGCCACACGGACACAGCAGUCUAACAUCUGGGUGAAUAUGGGAAAUGUACCCUCUCCAAAUGCGCCUCUAAAGCGGGUGUUAGCCUAUACUGGCUGUUUUAGUAGAAUGCAAACCAUCAAGGAAAUUCAUGAAUAUCUGUCUCAAAGGCUUCGCAUCAAAGAGGAAGAUAUGCGACUAUGGCUAUACAACAGUGAGAACUACUUGACUCUUCUGGAUGAUGAGGAUCAUAGGUUAGAAUAUUUGAAAAUCCAAGAUGAGCAGCACCUGGUAAUUGAAGUUCGAAACAAAGAUAUGAGCUGGCCUGAAGAAAUGUCCUUUAUAGCAAAUAGUAGCAAAAUAGAUAGACAUAAAGUUCCCACAGAAAAGGGAGCCACAGGUCUGAGUAACCUGGGAAACACAUGCUUCAUGAACUCAAGCAUCCAGUGUGUUAGUAACACACAACCACUGACACAGUAUUUUAUCUCAGGGAGACAUCUUUAUGAACUCAACAGGACAAAUCCCAUUGGUAUGAAAGGUCAUAUGGCUAAAUGCUAUGGCGAUUUGGUGCAGGAACUUUGGAGUGGAACUCAGAAGAAUGUUGCCCCAUUAAAGCUUCGGUGGACAAUAGCAAAAUAUGCUCCCAGGUUUAAUGGGUUCCAGCAACAAGACUCCCAAGAACUUCUGGCUUUCCUCUUGGAUGGUCUUCAUGAAGAUCUCAACCGAGUCCAUGAGAAACCAUAUGUGGAACUAAAAGACAGUGAUGGACGACCCGACUGGGAAGUGGCUGCAGAGGCCUGGGACAACCAUCUACGGAGAAAUAGAUCAAUUGUUGUGGACUUGUUUCAUGGUCAGCUAAGAUCCCAAGUGAAAUGCAAGACAUGUGGGCAUAUAAGUGUCCGAUUCGACCCUUUCAAUUUUUUGUCUUUACCACUUCCAAUGGACAGUUAUAUGCAUUUAGAAAUAACAGUAAUUAAAUUAGAUGGUACUACCCCAAUACGUUAUGGACUAAGACUGAAUAUGGAUGAAAAGUACACAGGUUUGAAAAAGCAGCUAAGUGAUCUCUGUGGACUUAAAUCAGAACAAAUCCUUCUUGCAGAAGUACAUAGUUCCAACAUAAAGAACUUCCCUCAGGACAACCAAAAAGUUCGACUCUCAGUGAGUGGAUAUUUGUGUGCAUUUGAAAUUCCCAUUCUUGCAUCUCCAGUCUCAGCAUGUAGUCCAAUACAAACAGAUUGCUCCUCUUCUCCAUCUACAAAUGGACUGUUCACCCUGACUACCAAUGGGGACCUGCCUCGACCUAUAUUCAUCCCCAAUGGAAUGCCAAGUACAGUUGUACCAUGUGGAACUGAGAAGAACGUCACAAAUGGAGUGGUGAAUGGUCAUAUGCCACCUCUUCCUGAUGACCCAUUUACAGGCUACAUCAUUGCAGUCCAUCGAAAAAUGAUGCGGACAGAACUGUAUUUCCUGUCAUCUCAGAAGAAUCGCCCCAGUCUCUUUGGAAUGCCACUGAUUGUGCCUUGUACUGUGCAUACCCGGAAAAAAGAUCUCUAUGAUGCAGUUUGGAUUCAAGUAUCUCGAUUGGCCAGUCCUCUCCCACCUCAAGAAGCUAGUAACCAUGCACAGGAUUGUGAUGACAGCAUGGGCUAUCAGUAUCCAUUCACCCUCCGAGUUGUUCAGAAAGACGGAAAUUCCUGUGCCUGGUGCCCGUGGUAUAGAUUUUGCAGAGGCUGUAAAAUUGAUUGUGGAGAAGACAGAGCUUUCAUUGGAAAUGCCUGUAUUGCUGUGGAUUGGGACCCUACAGCCCUUCACCUCCGCUAUCAAACAUCACAGGAAAGAUGUCAGGGUUGGAGCCUUCUCUUCCGUAUCAUAACAGCUAAGGCAGAUGAGGUUGGAAUUGCUCAGGCUGAUGUGCAAGUGGGAAAUUUCAUUCCAGCCUCCGUGAAUCCGACCCACGUCCUCUGCAAACUCCCCUCUGUAGUUGGACUUGCUUUGGACCACCAGCUGCCAGAUAAUGACAUGGAGACUUCUUAUUAA